CACUACAUGUCGUGGGAGAAGCACGCACUCGACUUUGGCACGAAAGCACCUACGAUGGAGAAGAUGGUCAUGCGCGUCGUCCACACAGUCCAACCUGUCUUGUACGAGCAUUUCUUAACCAUGCCAAAGAUGACGGAACUUCGCGACAAAGGUUGUGUGUUCCGUUCGUACCCGUACGCGAAGUAUGCUACUGACUUGAAGUUUCAGCCAUCACACCGUCCGUUAGGAAGAUUUGGUGAGUAA
Messenger RNA from Aphanomyces invadans, 243 nucleotides. RefSeq lists its product as hypothetical. The record is from RefSeq and is a predicted model, not a curated record. Lineage: Eukaryota; Oomycota; Saprolegniomycetes; Saprolegniales; Verrucalvaceae. The annotation marks the transcript as partial. The transcript has a single exon.